GGAGGGGAGCGCCUGAAUACAUAUCUCUCCUCCCCGUGACGUCGCGCGGUCUGGUCCCGGGGUGCUUUGCUCUCCAGUCCCGUCUCAGCAGAAACCACUUCAGUUGCUGCCUCGUCCGUCCAUCCACACAACCAGCGUGCAACGUGCGCGUUACGGUGCGGCGAGGUACAUUACGGGCACCUUUCCUUGUUCUUCUUCUACUCCACGCUGCCUGUCUUGUCCCACAUAUCAGUGAACUGUUUCCACACACCGCUUGAAGAAAGAGGAGAGGACCUGAGGCGCUGAAUAAAUAGGGAGAGGGCGGAAAGGAGAAGGACAGAGAGAGUGUGAGAGAGAGAGAGAGAGAAGAAAAAGAAAGAGGAGAGAGGUCGCCCUAGUCGCUCCACUUCCCCUUGCUGAAUCUCUACCGAGAAGAUGCUGAGACUAGCCGGCGUGUUGGCUGUAGUGGCUCUGGGGUUGAGCGCCGCUCACACCAAAGUAAAUAAACACAAACCGUGGAUUGAAACAUCAUACCAUGGGGUAAUCACUGAAAACACUGACGUUGUUCUGCUAGAUCCUCCUCUGGUGGCCCUGGACAAAGACGCUCCCAUCCCCUACGCAGGGGAGAUCUGUGCAUUCAACAUCCACGGGUUGGAGGCUCCGUUCGAGGCAGUGGUGCUCAACGGUACGUCUGGCGAGGGCCAGCUGAGGGCCCGCGGCUUGGUGGACUGCGAGCUGCAGAAGGAAUACACCUUUAUCAUCCAGGCUCACGACUGCGGAUCUGGCCCCGGGGGCACGGAGGGCAAAAAGUCCCAUAAGGCAGUGGUGCACAUUCAGGUCAAUGAUGUGAAUGAGUUUGCCCCGGUGUUUCGGGAGCCCCAGUACCGAGCCGCGGUGACGGAGGGCAAGAUUUAUGACAGCAUCCUGCAGGUGGAGGCCACUGACCAGGACUGCUCCCCACAGUACAGCCAGAUCUGUAACUACCAGAUCACCAACACCAACACACCCUUCGCUAUAGAUCGCAAUGGUAACAUCCGGAACACUGAGAAGCUGAGCUACGACCGGCAGCAGCUGUACAAGAUCCAGGUCACAGCCUGGGACUGCGGCCAGAAGAGAGCCUUGCACAGCGUCCCUGUCCACAUUGACGUCAAGCCUGUCUGCAAGCCUGGCUGGCAAGAUUGGAGUAAGCGAGUGGACUAUGAGCCAGGAACAGGAAGUAAGCAGCUGUUUCCUAAAAUGCAGCUGGAGACCUGUGGCGGACCGCUGUCGUCAGUGAGGACCACAGUGGAGCUACAGACCAGCCACAUUGGAAAAGGCUGUGACCGCGAGACCUAUUCUGAGAAAUCUCUACAGAAACUCUGUGGGGCCUCCUCGGGCAGCACUGACCUUCUGCCUGCCCCCAGUGCUGCCACCAACUGGACAGCUUCCCUUGUGACUGACAGCGGCAGGGACAGUGACUUGAUCUUCAGGUUUGACGGUCAUCAGGCAGCUAAAAUCCCAGACUGGGUGGUACCCCAGAAUCUGACAGACCAGUUCACCAUAGCAACCUGGAUGAAGCACGGACCCAGUCCUGGUCUCAGAGCUGAGAAGGAGACUCUACUCUGUAACUCUGACAAGACUGAGAUGAACCGUCAUCACUAUUCCCUGUAUGUCCAUAAUUGCCGCCUGGUGUUCCUGCUGAGGAGAGACUUCACCCAGGUGGACACCUUCAGACCGGCUGAGUUCCACUGGAAACUGGAGCAGAUCUGUGACAAGGAGUGGCAUUACUAUGUGAUCAAUGUGGAGUUCCCAGUGGUGACGCUCUAUGUGGACGGAGUAACCUAUGACCCCUACCUGGUGACUGACGACUGGCCCAUCCACCCCUCACAGAUUGACGUGCAGCUCACAGUCGGUGCCUGCUGGCAAGGUGGGGAGGUGACCAAGCCGCGGUUCACCCAGUACUUCCGGGGCAGCCUUUCUGGAUUGACCAUCCGACCGGGGAAGAUCGAAAGUCAGAAAGUAAUUUCCUGUCUGCAGGCCUGCAAAGAAGGACUGGACAUCAACUCCCUCGAGAGUCUGGAUAAGAGCAUAAAGUUCCACUUUAACCCAGCACAGUCUAUAUUGGUAAUGGAGGGAGAGGACUUGGAAAACAUGAAUGCUGCUGUGAGGAAAGUUUCCUACAUAAACUCUCGUCAGUUUCCCACACCAGGCAUCCGACGUCUGCACAUCUCCACUGCCGUCCAGUGUUUUGGUGAAGACACUUGUAUCACCAUCCCAGACAUUGAUGCAGUGGUGAUGGUGUUGCAGCCCAGUGAGCCCAGGAUAACCAUCACCGGAGUGGAGAGACUGAAUCAGCCGGCCUCCGACCUCAGAGCGCCAGGCGGCACAGCUCUGUUCCAGGACCUCCACAUCAUCAGCACAGUCACCAGGGCAGAUGCCACCGCACAUCACACAGCACAUCGACCCGGGGUGCUGGAGGAGAUUAUUCAUAACUUGGACUACUGUGAUGUCCUGGUGUUGGGGGAGGAGCUAGUGCCAGAGCAGGAGUCUCUCCAACUGCAGCGCCGCGCUCUGCUCGGAAAACACCUCGACGCCACUAACUCCACUUCUGGCAUGUCCAUAUAUGGUGUGGACUCCAUGUCUAACUAUGAACAGGUGAUCCGACAGGUGCGUUACUAUAACUGGCGGCCUGGACAACUAACAGAGAGAAGGUUUCGCCUCACCUGCUCGGAGCUCAAUGGACGCUACACCAGCAAUGAGUUCAACCUUGAGGUGAGCGUACUGCACAGUUCAGAAGCAGGGGAGCAUGUCAAUCACAUGGUAGCCCCGCCUCAGUACAUGCAGGUGGUCCACCAUCCGUCCAUGAUUCAUGACCUGUACCCCAGCCACAGCUCAGCGAUGCCGAGUGCUGCCACCGUGGUAAUUGUGAUGUGUAUCGCUGCUCUGGUGGUGGUUGUGGUGCUGGGCAUCUACCGCAUCCAUCUGACCCACCAGCAGGAGGUCAAACUGGCAGAGACAGCCAAAGAGGCAGACGUGAUCUGGGAUGACUCGGCUCUGACGAUCACGGUCAACCCGAUGGAGAACCUGGAGGAGCCCCAGGCUGCAGAGGAGGAGGCCAGUGAGGAGGAGGAGGAGGAGGAGGAGGAGGAGGAAGAAGAAGAGGAGGAAGAUGAAGAGGAGGAGGAUGACAUUACCAGCGCUGAGUCAGACGACAGCGAGGAGGAAGUGGACGUCCAGCUACCCAGGAUGCAACGCCCAAGCAAGAAGGGCCUAAACUGGGACAAAACAACGAUAUCUUAUUGAAAACACAUUCACAGUCACUCACAUGCACACACGUUCUGCAACACGUCCAUACUGAAACCUCAAAUCAGAUGGUUGAAACAAAAAGACUUUAUGUGAUGUUGAUGCUCUAAAAAUGAGGUAAUAUCUCCCCCUACUGGAAGACUUCACUGAAAUACACAUUGUGCAAUGAUUUAACCUUAGCCUUGUCAGAAAACACCCCGUUUUAUACAGCUGAUAAGAACAAAUAUGACAUUCAAGCUGCUCGUCAAUCAAAUUACUUUCAUUAUAGGGACAGCUCACCAAAUUUCGGUCCUCCCCUGAGAGCUAUUAUCUCUCUCCCAUUACAGUCUACACCACAACUACGAUCUGAAAUGAAGUGGUUGGAAUCUCAUGUUGUCAAUAAAACCCUGCACCGUACAUUCAGUUUGAUGUGACACCUGUUAGUCCACAGUGAAAUUUCUGAUGUCCCAUGAAAAUGCAAAACAGUCUUUAUUUACUGUAAGAAAACUAAGUUGCAAAAGUAAAGAAACUGACUAUUUUUUUGGUUUGUAUACUUUAUGUUAUUUAUCAGUCUUCAAUUCUAGCCUACGUGGCACAGCCAGGUGAUUUUACAGAAAUAGCAUAUUUUCAAUGGUACUCAAAAAAAGAAAAAAAAAAAAAAAAAAAGAUGAUCUGUGUGUAGUCAUGGUGAACUAGCUGAGGGGUCUGAGUUCUGGGUUUUUGGGAAAGACAGCGGAGUCUCCAACAUGUACAUUUUUAUACGCUCCUUUCUUGUAAAUAUUGAGUAUAGUAGAUGACCCCCCCACUCCCCACUCUCUAACACCACUUUCUCCACCCAGAAACCCUCCUCUCCACCUGUAUACAGCACACAUUCCACCUCUUCAUAUGUAUCUUGAACCCUUACUGUAGCCUGCAGGAGUCUUCACUGAACUGACCCCUCAGUCCUCUGUGUGUGUGUUUGUAGCUCAGUGUUCAGAUCAUUCCGAGUUGGGUUUGUUAGUAUGGAUGUGCCACUGCCUUCAUAGUGACUGGGUCAGUUAAAGCUGCACUACGCAACAUGUUCAUGGAAAGAGAUGCCGGACUUAUACAUCUAAAUCACACAGCAGGGAUGUGACAGAGAAGAGAGUCCCCUCACUACUCAUACUGUAUAUAGUCCACAAGACGUGCCCAAAUGAAAUCUUGGUCUCAGGUGUGGUCACAGCAGCGAGAUCCAAAUCAACAAGUACUCCCUGAAAGAAAGCUACACUACUGAUACCACCAUAUCACUAUUAGUCAUUCAUGCUGCAUCGCAGAGAUGUGGACAGUGAGAAAUUCCAACUUUCUACAAGAAAAAAUGCAACAGCACUGUCCCUUGACAUUGGAAUUUCAAGAAGGAAAGUCAAAAGAUGCAAAUAUCAACAUGAGAGCCGUGACUGAUCAAUUCUGGAUAUUUUAGGCCAAUACCCAUAUCAUUAUUUGACAUUAAAAAAUGUGACAAUUCUAUGCAUUUGUUUUGUUUGUUUUUACAUAAAAGACAUUGCAUAAAUGUACGUUUUUUUUUUUAUAAGGACCCUUUUAAUUAGGUUAUCAAAGCUAAUAUAUAAUAUAAUAUAAUGUAGAAUAUGUACUGAGUGGAACAUUUUACAGUAGAAAAAUAAACUUCUAACCACUGACAACAAAUGCAACAGAAACUAUUAAGGUUAAAAGUAAGGCUCAAAUAUGUAUAAAUGUAGCCUAUAUUUAUUUUAAUGAUUUAAUUUAAUAUGAAAAAUAAUAAAUUCAUAUAACAUAAUAAUAAUAAUGUAAUAGAAAUAUAAUAGAUGACUGUCUAAGCUGCACUAACUAAUAUUUUUAUAUUAACAAUAGAUUAAAUCACUACAUGUAAAAUAUGGUGUCACUCGUAGUGAUGAACCCACUGAGAGUUAUCACCAACUCUACAGCUCCCCCUCAGGUCUACAGAGCUUUUGUCUUUCAGCUCAUUGUUUUAGUUUUACAACUCACAACUUUAACAUUUUGGUUCAGUCUUUCAUCAACCUUAUUUCCAAUAGCUCUGAUAAAUCCACUGUACCUGCUCAGCACCAAACAACAGACAGACAAAGUUAGGGGCUAGGUGGUGAAGACAGUGGAGCAUUUAGCAGCUAAAGAGCUGAUCGGCUUUCUCUCAAAACUGAGCUAAAAGGGGGAGUGAAUACUGGACUUACAUUCAUCAAUUGACCAGAAACACAACUCCAUGGCAUGCACUUUAAAAGCUACAAAGCAUCACUUGUAUGUCCAUGUCCAAUCUCCUAAGGUACUUUUUGUCAAUUUUCAUGAGCUAAUGCUGCAAAAUAUCACUGACACAAAAUGUGUGCUCCCAUGUGGCAAAGACAACAUUCCUGUUAAAAGAAAGAACUGAGACUUUACACCUUACCUACAGAAACCUUUCCAACUUUGAAUGAAAUGCAGCAUUAAUGAAAGAAAUCCCCACUUCAUCAACAGCACUUGGUGCCACAGAAUUGUGAAGUUGCCUGAACAACUUUAAGGUGACAGAGAAGUGAAUGCAUUUGGCAGUAUCAAAUUUGACGCAACCAGAAAACCCAGUCAAAGGUUUCUUCAACUUAAACUGAAAGGGCAUUAAUCUAUGGCUGUGGCCAUCCUGAAUCCAGUCUGUCUGUAACGUUCGAUAGCAAAGAAUCCACUAACAACAACAGAAGUUGAAUUACGUGUGACACAUGUAGUGGCUGAAAGUCUGCCACAGAUAUAUCAAUGUUUGGUUAAAGUCACAAACACUGGAAAGUUUCCUCCUCUAACGUAGUGAGCCUCUGACAGCUUUCCUGUAGGUGUUGCUGGGAGAGAACGUGCUGUAUGUGUAUACUGUAGUUCUAUGUUCAAGUAAAGAUCUCAUGUGUUGUUUAAGAGUGUUCCUCAUUUCAUGUGACACCUGUUCUUGUGACGUCACCUCCCUCCUUACACCCCCCCUCCCCCCGCCCAGAAACUUUGGUGGAUUUUGCGUCGGCCCGAGCCCUAAUGUUGUCCUGACAUUUGUUUUUAGAAGAGGAGGACGGUGGAAUUAACAUGGAAAUCUUGUAUAAUGUGUAAAAGUUUUUCGAUUCUUUUUAAGUUUUCCUUUUUUCUUUUCUCUGGACUCUUUGGUCUUUUUUUCUUUGAAAUGGUCACUACAGCACUUUCUGUAAAUUGGCCAAUAAAAACUUGUUUUGGAAUC
Molecule: messenger RNA, 6421 nt
Organism: Sander lucioperca (pikeperch)
Lineage: Eukaryota; Metazoa; Chordata; Actinopteri; Perciformes; Percidae
Product: calsyntenin-2
Exons: 17
Coding region: 415-3261 (948 amino acids)
Biological process (GO): homophilic cell-cell adhesion; positive regulation of synaptic transmission; positive regulation of synapse assembly
Cellular component (GO): postsynaptic membrane; cell surface
Molecular function (GO): calcium ion binding; X11-like protein binding; kinesin binding
Source: RefSeq, a predicted model, not a curated record